UCAACUUAUAAUUUAGGCCUCGAUUGAUAUUUAUUAUUUACCUUAAAAAAAAAAGAUUGAUGUAUUUAAGUAAUUAGUCCUAAAAAAUAAAAUUAACUCAACACUUUCCAACUUUCUAGUGAGUAAACCGAUAUGGUGCAACAGAAUUUGAAGUCGCCAAAACAAAAUCCCUGAAGCCUAAAAGCAGCAGCGGCUGAAGAAUUCUUCCGACCAAAACCAUGGCAGAAUUUGUGGAAGCAGAUAAUACAGAAGCCAUUAUCACUCGAAUCGAGCACAAAUCCCGCAAGAUCGAAAGCCUACUCAAACAGUAUAAACCGGUGGAAGCUUUGAAGACAGCUCUUGAAGGGUCGCCUCCCUUGACCAAAGACGAGCGAUGCAAGUCUGCGAACUGGAUUGUGGUGCAUAGGGCGAUAAUGGCGAUAAAAGAUGUUGAUAGUUUGUUCUCGGCUCUUGAUCUCGAGUACUAUGACGUUCUGAUGAAGUACUUAUAUAGAGGUUUAUCUACUGGGGAUCGUCCCACGUGUGACCAGUGCCUAAAAAUUCACGAAAAACUUACAGAAAGAGCGGGAUUGGGAUGCAUACUACGAUGCCUGGCAGACAAAGUGAAUACCGUUUAAUUGUAAUUUGUUCGUGUCUCUGCACAUUUGUACAGGAUUAUCAACACUAUGUAUCCAAGAACCAUCUCUGUUUUGAUGCAAAUUAUGAGGUAAUUCUUUGGUCAACUUGUGUUAUUAUUGUACUAUGUGAUGAUCAAACAAAACUGUUUAGUUUUCAAAUUGAAAUUUGAAAACUUGGUUUGAUAUAUUCCAAUUCUUAGACAUUCCUGAAUCA
This is a messenger RNA of Salvia miltiorrhiza (redroot sage), 831 nucleotides long. Its product is annotated as actin-related protein 2/3 complex subunit 5A. Gene Ontology annotation, cellular component: Arp2/3 protein complex; actin cytoskeleton; cytoplasm. Gene Ontology annotation, biological process: Arp2/3 complex-mediated actin nucleation; regulation of actin filament polymerization. Bases 219 to 617 code for a protein of 132 amino acids. The transcript is spliced from 4 exons. Gene Ontology annotation, molecular function: actin filament binding. The record is from RefSeq and is a predicted model, not a curated record. Lineage: Eukaryota; Viridiplantae; Streptophyta; Magnoliopsida; Lamiales; Lamiaceae.